AUUCCAGGAUCUUGUCAGUCUAUAUGAUAUGCCGCUCUUUUCCUCAAUCGCAAUCGAUCCAUAGAGGCCUUUCUCCCGGAACCCUGAGCGCAAUCGAAACAGCAGAGUCAGAUUAAGACAAUAUGAUUUACGUGCCGUUAUUUGUUACGAGCUUGAUCUCGCUGAUGAUGUGUGUCGCGCCUUUGUUCUGGCAUAUAUCCCAGCAGAACACGGCAGUGCUCUUCCUCAUCGGCUGGACAGUUCUAGGAAACCUCUGCGUGUUUAUGAACUCGAUUCCGUGGGGAAAUCCUGAUGUUACAACGUACUGGGACGGUAGAGUCUUUUGCGAUCUUCUGACGAGACUGCAAUUGAUGGCGAGCAUGGGGACCACUGCGUCGCUGACCACGAUCUCGCGCAACUUGUCCCGGAUCAUGUCUGGCCAGACGUCACUGGCGCCGACGCCGUCCGAGAAGCGCUACGAGCUUUGCAUUCAGCUCUUUUACUCGUUAUUUCUUCCAGCAGUGCAACUGCCGCUGUAUUAUAUUUAUCAGUACAACCGAUACUUUGUCCUCCAAUACACGGGGUGCUCUUCAUCGGCGGAUGCAUCAUAUGUUGAUCUGCUGCUUUCGAUUCUCUGGUCCCCUAUUCUCUUGCUUACUGCUACCUACUAUUCGGUGGUCACUCUUUUCUACUACGUCAAGCGUCGUCGCGAAAUCAGCUCUGUGCUGCGAACAAGUUACUCAGGCUUCACCACAGCUCGCUUCGCGCGCCUUUUGUUUUUCAGUUUGUCGAUUAUAAUAGUGGCCUUGCCACUUUCACUCUACGUGCUCGCGCUCAAUUUGAAUAAUGGAAUUCGGGGCUUUUCGUGGUCAUUCAAUCACGCGCCUGAGAUUCGCGACAUGAUCGUCAUCCUGCCGUAUGACAAGCCCCGGUUCGAGUUUUAUCUAUAUCCGAUCCUCGCGUUUUUCCUCUUUGCUUACUUUGGAUUGGGUGCCGAUGCUCUGAAUAUGUAUCGUCGAUUCUUGAGCCGGGCUGGAUUGGGCAAACUGUUCCCAAAUUCACAGUGGCUUAACAGAGGCACGGUGUCUACGUCAGGAACAUACGUGUCCCAAGGCUCGGUGACGGACUCUUCUAAUGCAAAGAACUCAAAUAACGUGACCAUGACAACAAGCACGCUCUACGGCGGCACCAACAACGAAGUCUCGCAUUACGACUGGAGCUCGCCGUUCAACGACGAUCUGGACGUGGACCUCGAGAAGCACGCCGCGAGCGACGUUGCGAUCGUCGCCGGCGAGCGGUUCCAGUCGGUGAGCGAGUCUACCGAGUCGGACGAUAUCUCGUUCAGCAACGCGGCUGGAUAUCCGGAAGAGGGCGUGGUGAGGGUCAAGUACGAAGUUCGCGUAGAAAAAUAGUGCUUCUUGACUUGUUUUGGAGCAGGUUGAUUAUUUCCUUUGUUUGGCAGUUGAUACCUUUUUGGCGUAAUGAGCACGUGACUGUGUGGAUUGCCGAAUGCGUCGACUUGGUCUGCACGGGUUGCCAGAUCGCGAAGGAGGGGUUUGUUUUUGUUGCGCGUGUGUUUGGCGUAU
This is a messenger RNA of Myxozyma melibiosi, 1565 nucleotides long. RefSeq names its product pheromone A receptor-domain-containing protein. Gene Ontology annotation, molecular function: mating-type factor pheromone receptor activity. The coding region runs from base 123 to 1391 and encodes 422 amino acids. Gene Ontology annotation, biological process: G protein-coupled receptor signaling pathway. Gene Ontology annotation, cellular component: plasma membrane. The record is from RefSeq and is a predicted model, not a curated record. Lineage: Eukaryota; Fungi; Ascomycota; Lipomycetes; Lipomycetales; Lipomycetaceae. The transcript is spliced from 2 exons.